CAUAUAAACCCCCACAUUUCUCCAUUAGCGCAAAUAUGGCGGCAAGGAGCUGAUGAAAACACUCUUUCUAUUGUGCAAGCGAACUACUUCUUGUGUGGCAGCAGAUUCCGCGGUUACAUUCCAGCCAAACUCGACCAGCAGAAGCGCAUGAGCACAUUCUUUCUACCGACAAGAAUUUUACUUCGCAGUUGUACCGAAAUUUCCAGAAAAAUGGCCAAAAUCAUCAAGCUCGACGAUGAUAUGCUAGAGAAGCAGCUCUCCAUGGCUGCCAAGAGUCUGCAGGCGGGGAACAUCAUCGCCGUGCCGACCGACACCAUCUACGGUCUGGCCGGACUGGCGCAGUCCACCGAGGCCGUGGAACAGAUCUACGCCAUCAAGGGGCGCAAUUCCAGCAAGCCUGUUGCCAUCAGCGUUGCUGAAGUCUCUGACAUUCCAAGAUGGGCUCGUAUGACCGUCCCCAUGGAGCUUCUGCAGGACCUCCUGCCCGGCCCUGUUACCGUGGUGAUGCAGCGCACCGCCGCCCUGAACACCAACCUGAACCCGAGCACGGACCUGGUGGGGAUCCGCGUGCCGCAGCACAAGUUCAUGAGACAGCUGGCAGAGACCUGCAUGGAGCCCAUCGCUCUGACCAGCGCUAACACAUCCGCUGCUGGCAAUACUAUCGACAUACAGGAGUUUGAGAACCUGUGGCCCCAGCUGGACCUGGUGUUGGACGGAGGGCGGCUGGAGUCCACCCAGGCUGUCCGCGAGGGGUCAACUGUAGUGGACCUGUCCGUGGAGGGGCAGUUCAGAGUGCUGAGAGUGGGAUGUGGGUACAAGUCCACGGUUGAGAUACUGGGUAGCAAGUACGACCUGAAGGACGCCACCGAAUACAUCCUGCCAGCGCACAAUUGACCUAUGACCCCUGACCCUGCUUUGCUUUUGCUUCUGGAGUGCAUACAUGUCUACAGUUGAUGUUCUGGCCAACAAAUAUGAUCUAACAGACAUUACAGAGUACGUUAUCCCCAACGGCGUCCACUGAGCAUGCUCAACACAUCGACAAACAAGCCACACACUCAUACAGAACCUACUGGGCAUGUGUAGAAUUUCUACAGGAGGUGACUGAAGGACUAAACUAGCUCACAAACAGAUGAAGAUGAAGAUUCCAAAUGACAGUAUUAGUACUAGUGCAGCCGUAAGCCUUCACGCAAGUGUCUGAAAGCCACAGAAUGUUCAUUCCUCUGUCUUGUCUCCCUAAGUCUAAGAAGGAUGGUAUUCCUCCAGAUCACGCAAUAUCUGGCAAGCAUGGGGCAAUACAUGUAUUAGAUGGUGACUCCCAUAACUUAAACUAGUUGUGCUGACAAAUCAUCUUUCUGAAAAGUACCAUCUUUCUUAUUGGGGAGACAAGACUGUCCUCUUGCGGAAGCUUAUGUAUUGAUUCUACAAUAACCUCUGAUGAUUUGCAUAUGUUCUUCUCUGUCAAAAAUGUGAUCAACAAUGCCAAAGGAUAGUGACAAGGGAUGGUGCAUGUCAUUUUUUAAUGUACCACUUUGUGCAUUGACCAGAGACUGUUCAAGUAGUACUUGAGCACAUCAAACUUUCGCUGGCUAUUAGGUGUUUAGUUAGUAUUGCAGAGAAAAAUUGAACAAACUAUCAGUUACCAGAGCCGUAGUAGGCUAGGUUAGAUAUUUUGAAAUCCUGGAUACAUCGCAUUCCUCUCCCAGAAUAUUUUUAAUUCCACAGAUUUGGCCAUGUACACAAGCCUUGCAAAGCUGCAGUCCUUACCAUAUUGCCACUUUGGCCAGUACUUGACAGAUGGAAAGGAAGUGUGAUAGGUUUCCAGAGUGGAGGAGAAAGACAUUUAUUUGUAGUAGUCAUUCCUUUGUUACUUGUGUAGUAUAUGUGGAAAUGUAACUUAUACAUGUCAGGUUGUGAAGUGGAACUGCUAUACUGGGCCCAUAGUCAUAUUAAGGAUUCACAAACAUGUUACUUGCAUUUGUAAAGGCAGAACAUGUUACUAACAAACUUUCCAACUCCAACUGCAAAGCACAAUGAAAGGUAAUUGCAGGAUAUGCCUUAGCUAGAGAAUGCUGAGGUGUCAAGGUCAUGAGAAUUGUACCAAAUUCAAAGAGUUUGUUGACUGGAUCAUGAGAUGGGACUUCAAAAGUCAACUUGAAGGUAAUGCCAUGCAUACUUGAACAUUUAAUUUUGGUCUGAGGACCAUUCUUCAUUUUUAUCAUAACUGGAUUGUUUAUUUCUUGAUUCAAAUGAUAGACUGAAGCUGUUGGUAUCAGAAUAUUCUUUGUCCUUCCCGUAUAUUCCAGUAGGGGGCGCUGUUGUCCUUAGAAUGAUUUUUUCCCACUUCCCAGUCAUGCUUAAUUGUUAAUGCUUGGAAAAUGUAUCAUUAAUGACAGAAGCCAUCAGAGUUGUACAGAAGAGUAAGGGACUGUUGGGUGGUAUUGGUUCUUAUGGUGGUUGUACAUUAAACCAGAUAUUCUUAUUAUAUUCUCUAAA
Messenger RNA from Branchiostoma floridae (Florida lancelet), 2493 nucleotides. RefSeq names its product yrdC domain-containing protein, mitochondrial-like. Bases 148 to 894 code for a protein of 248 amino acids. Gene Ontology annotation, biological process: regulation of translational fidelity. NCBI's taxonomy places the organism in Eukaryota, Metazoa, Chordata, Leptocardii, Amphioxiformes, Branchiostomatidae. The transcript is spliced from 6 exons. Gene Ontology annotation, molecular function: double-stranded RNA binding; nucleotidyltransferase activity; tRNA binding. The record is from RefSeq and is a predicted model, not a curated record. Gene Ontology annotation, cellular component: cytoplasm.